AUGGGUGUUUGUUUGAGCAAAAAAGAAUCAGCCCCAGAUCAAAGACAUGUUGAUUCUGGUCAUCCCAAUCCCAAUCACAAACACAAUAAUAAUCAUAAUCAGAAUCACAAGAAUCAUGAACCCAAUGUGAAUCAAUCAAAAACAAAAGCCCCUGGUCCCCAUGCCUCAAAUACAAAACCUGCUCAUAGGUCAGACACAUACACAAUUCUAGGCAAACAAUUUGAAGAUGUGAAACAAUUUUACACAAUUGGGAAAGAAUUAGGGAGAGGACAAUUUGGUGUGACUUAUAGAUGCAAACAGAGUUCAACUGGUUUGAAAUUUGCUUGCAAAUCGAUUUCCAAGAGGAAACUUGUUAGUAAAGCUGAUAAGGAAGAUAUAAAGAGAGAGGUACAACUCUUGCAACAUAUGAGUGGACAACCAAACAUUGUUGAGUUUAAAGGUGCUUAUGAGGAUAGAAAGUCAGUUCAUGUUGUUAUGGAACUUUGCGCCGGGGGCGAACUUUUCGAUAGGAUUAUUGCGAAAGGACAUUAUAGCGAAAGAGCAGCGUCUUCUAUUUGUAGACAGGUUGUUAAUGUUGUUCAUAUUUGUCAUUUCAUGGGUGUUAUGCAUAGAGAUUUGAAGCCAGAGAAUUUCUUGCUGUCUAGUAAGGAUGAUAAGGCAACUAUCAAGGUUACUGACUUCGGUUUGUCGGUUUUCAUCGAAGAAGGAAAGGUAUAUCGAGAUAUAGUUGGUAGUGCAUAUUACGUUGCGCCAGAAGUUCUACGUCGUAGAUAUGGGAAGGAAGUAGAUAUAUGGAGUACAGGAGUUAUAUUAUAUAUCUUACUUUGUGGCGUGCCUCCGUUUUGGGCAGAGACGGAAAAGGGAAUAUUUGACGCCAUAUUGCAAGGUCGUAUUGACUUCGAAAGUCGUCCAUGGCCAAGCAUAUCAAACAGUGCUAAGGACCUUGUUCGUAGGAUGCUUAUACCAGAUCCGAAGAAACGCAUCACUGCUACUCAGGUUCUAGAGCAUCCAUGGCUUAAAGAAGGUGGAAAUGCUUCUGAUAAGCCUAUAGACAGCGCGGUACUUUCUAGAAUGAAGCAAUUCAGAGCGAUGAAUAAACUAAAAAAACUCGCCCUCAAGGUAAUUGCUGAAAAUCUUUCUUCGGAAGAGAUCCAAGGUUUGAAGGCAAUGUUUACUAACAUGGACACCGACAAAAGUGGUACAAUCACAUACGAGGAGUUGAGAACAGGAUUGCACAGGCUCGGCUCAAAGCUUACCGAAGCUGAAGUUCAGCAGCUUAUGGAAGCUGCUGAUGUAGACGGAAAUGGCACAAUCGAUUACAUAGAAUUCAUCACUGCUACUAUGCAUCGACACAGGUUAGAAAGAGAUGAACAUCUUUACAAGGCCUUCAAUCAUUUCGAUAAAGACAAUAGCGGUUUUAUUACAAGAGAUGAACUGGAAACAGCCAUGAAGGAAUACGGUAUGGGCGACGCAGACACAAUCAAAGAUAUUAUAUCCGAAGUUGAUACCGAUAAUGAUGGUAGAAUCAACUAUGAAGAAUUUUGUACAAUGAUGAGGAGUGGAGUUCAUCAACAAGGCAAACUAUUCUAA
Lathyrus sativus (Indian pea) is the source of this 1590-nucleotide messenger RNA. The record is from the annotation of a GenBank genome assembly. NCBI's taxonomy places the organism in Eukaryota, Viridiplantae, Streptophyta, Magnoliopsida, Fabales, Fabaceae.